AUGCUCCGCCUAGGACGAAAAUACCAGUUCAAAUAUCUGCGCAAAGAAGCCAUUCAUUGUCUCCAGCGAGAAUUUCCAGGAACUCUUGCUUUAUGGGACGAGCGAGAGCCAAACGCACAUAUUGCCGUCGAAGAGUCUUUCCUCUUCAAAGUCGCCUAUCUCGCUCAUGAGAAUUCGAUUCAAUCGAUCCUGCCUAUGAUUUAUCUUGCCAUUCGUGACUCUUAUUUCACCACAGGCAUCAAAAUUGGCUUUUCGAUCAGGAAGACCCAUAGUCUGCGCUUGAACGAGCCCCUUUCCUGCAUCAUCGCCUAUGAAGCGCUCCUCAGCCAGGUCCCGAGCACCAUCCUGCCCUUUCUGCACGAUGGCAAGAUUCCAUCGACGUCCUGUCUCAACCCGACCGCCUGCGACAACGCGAGGAACAAGCUCCUGGCCGACUUAUGGAGGGAUGGUGGGGAUUUUGCGAUCGAGUUUGUAACUCAAUCGUGGACCAAAAACAAGCUUCAAGCUCGUUUCUGCACCAAGUGCGCGUCGUACGUGAAAGGACAGUAUAACAGAGGAAGACAAAAAGUCUGGGAAAUGCUUCCUGUCCUGUUUGGGAUUGACAAACCAGACGUUCCUUGGGACUUGGAAUGCUCGGACGAUGAGAAUGAGGAGGAUAACACUGGCGAAUGA
Messenger RNA from Cyclocybe aegerita, 672 nucleotides. Lineage: Eukaryota; Fungi; Basidiomycota; Agaricomycetes; Agaricales; Hemipholiotaceae. The record is from the annotation of a GenBank genome assembly.